UGCUCUCGAACGGCUAGACUGGGUAGUUACGGCUAGUGGUAUCCAAUGUGUACCCUUUUCCCGUUACACUCUCUGUAGUUUGCCUUCUUGACACACCUUUUGUUGUCUCGUCUAGCUAUCGUUGGCUAACCGUUGCUAGCUAGCGAGCAUCACCCGCCAGCGGUGAAUUGAAGUCAGGGCAAAACAGCUACUGAAGCCGAGGGAGCCGAGACUUGACGGCCGACACCCUGCCAGGAUGAGUGGUGAUGAAGUGAACCCAGCUGCAGUGGCAAAGCCAGUUGAGGAUUUGCAAGGAGAUGACCGGUGGAUGUCCCAGCACACAAGAUUUGUGCAGGAGUGUAAGGAUGCUGAACCAGAUGUACUUUUUGUGGGAGAUUCUAUGAUACAACUAAUGAGGCAGAAUGAGGUCUGGAGGGAGUUAUUCUCUCCACUUCAUGCGCUUAACUUUGGCAUUGGAGGGGACAACACCUGUAACGUGCUGUGGAGGCUGCAGAAUGGAGAGCUGGAUAACAUCCGUCCCAAGGUGGUGGUGCUGUGGGUAGGAACCAAUAACCACCCACACACAGCAGAGCAAGUUGCAGGAGGAAUUCAUGCUAUUGUGCAACUGCUCAUGUCCCGCAUACCCAAGGCCAAGAUAGUUGUUCUGGGAUUGUUGCCUCGAGGGGAGCGACCCAACCCUCUGAGGGAGAAAAACGCGGCGGUAAACGAGAUUCUGUCCGACUCACUGCCGCGGCUGGGCCGGGCUCAGCUCCUGGAUGUGAGCCGGGAGUUUGUUCACUCUGACGGCGCCAUCAGCCCGCAGGACAUGUUUGACUUCCUCCACCUGACGCAGACAGGUUACCGCACGCUGGCCAAGCCCCUCAGUGACCUGCUGCUGCAGAUCCUUGAGGAGAAGCCAGAGGAGCGGCCGGUGUCGCUGGUUUGACGGGCCGCGGCCCGGCAGCACAUUUAUCCAGAGGUAUGUCUCACCCGCUGCUGGGGGAGACAUGUCCCUGGUAUCUGGAGGAGGAAGGGCCCACUCAUAGGGUGGGGGGGAGGCACACCAAUGUGAGUGGGCCCUGAAGGGGUGUGGGAUCACAUACAUGAGCGGAGGGAUGGGUGUGGAGAGGGAGAGAGACCUCAAUACAGACGUACACACUGUGAAUGCAAAGGUUUACCAAUGUCAGGCUGCUCUGAAUUAUAGACGGAAAUACCGAGCUCACGCGGGACCUCAGGGGAACACACACUUCAAUUAGUCAAUACAAGUGUGUUUCCCUCUGAGAUGUGACCGAAAAAACAAUGACAUUUCCUCUUCUGUGAUUUGACUGCAAACAGGUGGCUGCGACCUUUAUGUUAACACAUAAGAAGUGCACUGCGCCACACACACACACACACACACACACACACAGAAAGAAAACGUUAAACAACAUUACACAAUGUUAUGAGUCUGUGUUCCCAACCCUAGGGUCAAGGCCCCCUAAGGUGGCACCAAAGAUGUCAAAAGAUAGUUUAGAGAUAAGAUGGGAAAUAUUCUCACCUCUGCGGCCAAAUUGAAACAAUCUGAGAAGUUAAAGUAACUCUUGGUGAGGCACAGUAGCCUCUAAAGGUCGCCUGGUCCAAAGGUCGGGAACCACUGUUAAUGUGCAGUUAUGUAUCGCAGUCAUUUAAAAUCACUCUCACUGUUAGGUGAUGUGCUUUAAUUAUCCAGUCAAGCAAACGUCAUAAAAAUUACACAUAUUGACUUUGAUAGUUUUGUCUUUAUGUUUAUCAUUUGAUUUACUCAGCAAGAGAAGAGCAGUCUAAAUGUUUACUUCUGAAUUGAGUAUGUCACUACAUCAAAGUAGAUUUGAACCUAUCAAUAUCAGAUAUAUCGGGGGAGAUGACUACUUCCCGACAAACACAUUCACUACGCCUCUGUCUUAAAUGAUUGAACAUCAGGUGAAAAUGAUGUUGUCAUAUUUACUCAGUAUUGAUGUAAGGCUAACCAAGGUUUCUGAAACGUCCUUGUUUAAAACGUGUGAUUACAUUUUACUUAUUAAUCUACUGUGACAUUUGAUGUCUUAAAAACUAGCGUUUGAAACGUUUUGUGUUGCCAAAACAAAGACCUGCCAGCUUUUGAACAUGUUUGAUCCUACCAUUUCAUUAGCUCGAUUUUAUUUGUCCCAAUAAAUCAGAAACUGAUGUGGAUUCUCGCUUCAGCUCCGGUCCAGGUGCAGGUUAUUCCAUAUGAAAACUCAGAUGGAUUUGGAAUAUCCCUCUCUGUAUCUCACACCAAUAUUAAAAUAUUAACAGUCCAACACUUGGACAGGCACAUGCUCUCUCUCCUUCUCCCUCCUAAAUAAAUGAAUAUUCAGUAUUUUCUUCAUUCUGCUUCUCACCUCCUCUUCUCUCCCAGUUGUAUUAUAGUGGACUCUCACCCCGGGCCCUGACAUUUGUAGUUACUGAAUAUUUUUAGGAAUAAAAAGUAGCCACAUGGUCAAGCUCCUGAACACGGCUAUACUGAUCAUUGUCGCGCCAAAUGCUUUUAAGCAAAUAUAAUUCUGGUUAAAAACAUGACGUCUGUUAGCUUCUGCUGUAGCCGCUUCUUCAUGAGUCAAAUGAUCCGAUGUUGCUGUCUUAAGCUCUGCACACCUGCGUGCUGUGUGAUUAUAUAAGUGGUGUAUGUGUGUGUGCCUUAAGUGUUCCUAGGGAUGGUUGUGUACAGUAUGUCUGGUACUGGAUUGUGUAAGUUGGACAUAUGAGUGUCUUAGAUGUGCCCCCCCCCCCCCCCCCUGCUGUAUAUAAGACAUGAAGCUUGAGGAAAUUAUGUUUGAAGGGGGUUCAGAUUGUGGGAGUCUGUGUUUGGUGCGAUGCAACAUGUGCACUGUUUUAGCUCAUGUCAUGUUGAGGUAAAGCAUUCCAAUAAAGAAAACAAGGAUCUGAUCAACA
This is a messenger RNA of Eleginops maclovinus (Patagonian blennie), 2907 nucleotides long. RefSeq names its product platelet-activating factor acetylhydrolase 1b, catalytic subunit 2 (gene pafah1b2). The record is from RefSeq and is a predicted model, not a curated record. Lineage: Eukaryota; Metazoa; Chordata; Actinopteri; Perciformes; Eleginopidae. The coding region runs from base 236 to 925 and encodes 229 amino acids. The transcript has 6 exons.